GUCGCGGACAGGACGCAGAGAGGCGCCGGGUCAACGCGCCAGGUAGCAACGCCUCAGGACAGCCGUCGACGUCGUCCUUGCCGUCGUCCUUGCCGUCGUCUCUGCCGUUGUCCUUGUCGCAGCCUUCGAGGCCGACUUGGCCGUCAUCGUUCGCGGCCAGGAAGCGUACACUUGCACACACACACACACACACACACACACACACACUCAUACGCGCGCGUAAGCAGGCAAAGACACACAAACACGUACGACCGCACACACAACAAUACACACUACAUUCGCUUUCUAUUUUACGAAGACACGUACACGUACUUACACGAUCCUCGCACGCGUUACAUAGGGAAACGAGGUAAAAUCGACGGCGAACAUGAGGUCCUUAAACGCAGCAUCCUGGAGCUUCGUCUUUCUCGCGGCCACGGUGGCUUUGCUGCCUGCCACGCAUUGGGCACCCUUCGCGCACGCUGCAACCGGCGGCGGUAGUAUGCUGGGGGACGUCAACAUCUCAGCGAUACUGGACUCCUUUUCCGUCAGUUACGAUAAAAGAGUAAGGCCGAACUACGGAGGCCGGAUGGUUUUGUUGAUUGCAGGUCCGCCCGUGGAAGUCGGAGUCACCAUGUAUGUCCUCAGCAUCAGCUCCGUGUCCGAAGUGUUGAUGGACUUUACGUUGGAUUUUUACUUUCGACAAUUCUGGACGGAUCCACGACUCGCCUUCACGCAACAAAAAGGCGUCGAGACGCUCAGCGUCGGUUCCGAGUUCAUCAAGAACAUCUGGGUACCGGAUACGUUCUUCGUGAACGAGAAGCAGUCCUACUUUCACAUCGCUACCACCAGCAACGAGUUCAUUCGUAUUCACCAUUCCGGUAGCAUCACCCGUAGCAUUCGCUUAACAAUUACGGCAUCAUGCCCUAUGAACUUACAAUACUUCCCGAUGGAUCGUCAACUCUGUCAUAUCGAGAUCGAGAGCUUUGGAUACACAAUGCGCGAUAUUCGGUACAAAUGGAACGCCGGCCUACUGUCGGUCGGCAUCUCGAACGAGGUGGAACUACCGCAGUUUCGCGUGCUCGGUCACAGGCAACGACAGACAACCAUACACCUAUCUACAGUCGGAUACACGAUGAGGGACAUCCGGUACAAGUGGAACGAGGGUGCUGACAGCGUCGGUGUCAGCAACGAGGUCUCUCUCCCACAGUUCAAGGUCCUCGGGCAUAGGCAGCGAGCUAUGGAGAUUAGUCUUACCACCGGAAAUUACUCGCGGCUGGCCUGCGAGAUCCAGUUCGUACGGUCGAUGGGCUACUACCUGAUCCAGAUCUACAUACCCUCCGGGUUGAUCGUCAUAAUAUCGUGGGUGAGCUUUUGGCUAAACCGAAACGCGACCCCCGCUCGGGUGGCCCUCGGAGUAACCACUGUGCUCACUAUGACGACCCUAAUGUCCUCGACGAACGCGGCGCUACCAAAGAUCUCCUACGUCAAGUCCAUCGACGUCUAUCUGGGCACCUGCUUCGUCAUGGUCUUUGCCUCGUUGCUCGAAUACGCCACGGUGGGUUACAUGGCAAAGAGGAUUCAAAUGCGGAAGAACCGCUUCCAGAAGAUAGCGGAAAGCAUGAAAGCGGCGAGGGAAAAUCCAGGACCACCGGGUGUACCCGGUGAUCAUGGUGAUCACGCUCCUAAGCAAACUUGGUCCCGUGUUGUCCAGGAGGUGCGGUUCAAGGUGCACGACCCGAAGGCACACAGCAAAGGUGGCACGCUCGAAAACACCAUUAAUGGUCGGGCCGACGAGGAAGCCCCGCCUGCACCACAACAUCUCAUUCAUCCUGGCAAAGAUAUUAGCAAACUUUAUGGCAUAACGCCAUCAGACAUCGACAAGUAUUCCCGCAUCGUAUUCCCGGUGUGCUUCGUUUGCUUCAACCUGAUGUACUGGGUCAUUUACCUGCAUAUAAGUGACGUAGUCGCGGACGACCUGGUGCUGUUGAAGGAGGCGAAGUAGAGCACGGGGACGUCGGCUGCUGUAUCGCGGCUCGUAGCGACGAAAGAACGGAUGAAGAGGAAAAGAAAGAUGAAGGAAACUCGCACGAAAGGACGAGCACGGAAGGACGAAAGCGAAAUAAAAAAAAAGAACAAACAAAAUACGUGCUCGGACGAGUGCGAGUUCGUCAACGGCCAUUUCCUCUCGUACUGGUACGAAAUCCAGAAUCCGUUCUCGUCGCAUCGAAUCGACGUUACUUAUUUGAACUCUUUCAUAUUACGAACUAUUCAAAACGCACGACGCGCGAUACGUGAAAAACGCGCUUACUUAUAUCGCGAUGAUAUACAUUAACGAUAACGAAGAACGAAAGUGGUGCGAACGAGAUAAUUGCUCGAAUUGAAGAUUAACAAAAGAGAAAGAAGAAAUUGAAUAUAAAGAAGGGACGAUCUUUCGAGCAAGUGGAAAUGCGUCGUACUAGGCGCGAUCAUUAAUAUACCUUAAACAUUGCCAGUUUAGGUAAUUCCUUAGGUCUUAAUAAGGAGACCUUCCAUAUACAUAUACAUACAUAUAUAUACAUAUAUAUACAUAUAUAUAUAUAUAUAUACGUAUAUAUAUAUAUAUAUAUAUAUGUAUGUAUAUAUAUGUAUAUGUAUAUAUAUGUAUACAUAUAUAUAUAUAUAACAAUAUAUAUAUAUAUAUAUAUAUAACAAAUUUGUCAAUUUAGCUACUAUUAUAAAAUAGUAAAGUUAAUUAAUGAUAAAACAAAGAAAAAGAGAAAGACGAAAAAAGCUUCAAAUAUCGUCGGCUCGGAGCAACGCGUCGACGUACAGAAACAACUUCAGAGAGAUCUAAAAGGGGAGAUCGAAGAUCGGAAAUCAAGACAUUCGAACGUCGAUUUCGCGACGACAUCGCUGCUGGCUCUUGGAGGGAAGAAUGAAGAAGAGGUAGCUACUACAAAUUCAUAGAAUACACACACACAAUUAUAAAUACAUGAUAUAAAAAAAGUUACGGUGCGAGCGAGUCAACGCGAGUGUCUCUUUGCGAAUAUGCAAAAAAGACAAACGUUAACGGAGCGAGGGAUAAAAAGAAUAUACAUGUAAAUAAAUAAUUAAUCUCGUCGGUGAUCGGUCGCACAAUUCUAUUUUUAUUGUUUUAUGUGACUAUAUACUUUUAUUGCAUUUGUACACUCAGCAUUCCAUCAAAUAAACCGAUUUUUCGCGAUCACCUCAAUCGCCUGCUUUCUCAUAAAAUUGGAUAGAAAUCGAAUCACUUAUUACUCUAUCCGACUCGAUAUUUUCCUUUCAUUCAUUUAACUAUACGCAGCGAUGCAUAAAGAAAUGAAAGAAAAAAAAGUCAUUGGAAAAAACGCAAUUCCUUUAGUCGAGAUGCCUAUUUUCUACUAUCCCUCGCCACACUCGGAAACUGCUGUACCUGUAGUAUGUUUUCUCAGAGUUAAUUAAUGAUGAUUGUAUGCCGUUCCACUUCCUUCUUUUCGACUCUCCAUCCUUCCUCCGCUCGCCUUUUUCUAUUUCGUUCGAGAGAACAUGCAGAGUAGCGCGUAUACGCACUCACAUAUACAUUAACGUGUAUGCGCCAAUGGAAAAAAGAGAGACAAACGUGGAAAGGCGUGCGCACUAGGAGAGAGAAGAGAGAGAGAGAGAGAGAGAGAGAGAGAGAGAGAGAGAGAGAGAGAGAGAGAGUCGCCAAUUCAGUAAUCUACGUGCACUCUCCCUUCUCUCUCUCUUUCUUUUUCCCUCCUGCUGUUUUCCACUUUUUCCAGCCUUUACACUCUUUCUAUAUAUUCAUCUCUCUCGAUCCACAAGGGGUAGGUAGCUGGCUGCAGCCUGGGUCGUGGAAGCUUGCCAUUCAGGAUAUCGACCAGCUGACACGCCCAGCCUUCCCCCGGUCUUCCCCUUCGCUCCAUCCCUCUCUUUCUAUCCUCUCCAUCUACAUAACGUUCUAUCCUUCUCUCUCGCUCUUUCUCUUCUUCGGGGCGCCCUACACCCUCCACAACCUUCCUCCGCGAUCACCAAACAGUUCAUUUGCCAAACGCUCCUACCAGUCGUGCAUUUAAUAAGGCAUCCUUUGUUCUUGUGUACCUUACGAGAAAGAAAAAGAAAAAGAAAUAGAGGGGAGGAGAAAGGGAGAGAGAGGGAGGAUGCGUCCCUUCUCUGUCGACAUUCGAUACAAGUAUCCGAAAAAAACGACCGUAAAGUGGUAAAUGUAUGAUUAACAGAAUCUUUAACAUUUUACAUUUGGGAUCUAAAUUAUUAUUUUUGAUCAAUAUGCGAUACGUAUUAAAUUGCUUCAUUAAUUGGCAAUUAAUUGUUGACAAUGAAAUGAAUGAAUAUGCGACCGAUCGUCGAACACGAUUGUGAAAAAUUAUCUUCGAUGUAGAAACAUACUAUUUUGUUCCCUCUAUGAUGAUUUUCCAAUCCCUUCGCCCGUCCGAACUCGCAUCGUUCUCGAGAUAUUAAUGAAUUUUUGCGAAUUCGUUUCUCGGACAAAAAGAUCUCGGAGUCAAUAGGAAAGCAGAGCGCGAUGCUUUGAACGUUAGAACGAUAGAACGAGAGUUGAUAACGAUCGCCCAGGUAAUUAACGAGUCGGCCGAAUUAUCGUCGCGCGAUAAGAAAGGCGGUCAAAUAAUCGAUAUAUCAAGACGCGUAUUACCACGGCCGAGCACGUUGUCGGAGAAUACGAGAGGUAGCUAACUUAGUUUCUACCUCCUUUAAGAAAAAAGAAGAAAAAAAAAAGAAAAGAAAAAGAAAAAAGAAAAUGGCAAGAGGAAACACACAUAACUCAUCUUUUAUACUUUUUCUCCGCUAACAGUAAGCGUGUAACGAAAAAUCUCCUCUCGACGUGCUCCGCGCGGGUGUUCAAAGGAGAAAGGAAAAAAAUCGAUCGAUCGAUUCGCCGACCAAAUACAACGAGCAAAAAAGACGAAACACAUCCUUUGAUCCCCCUACGUUCGUUUCUUUCACAUAACGCGUAUUAUAAUAAUAAUGAAAUUAUAUAAAUAUCGACACACACUUCCACGUCCGCCCCACCGGAAGCAUUAUAUACAUACAAUUUAUAUAAUCGUAUACUCGCGUUAUCCGCGUUAUCAAGUCUUUAAGGAAGAAGAAAAAGAGGGGGAGAGAGAGAGAGAGAGAGAGAGAGAGAGAGAAGGAGAUCGAGAGGAGAAGCAGGAACCUUAGCGAUAUAAGUCUAUACAUAUAACGAUUUAGGUGCAUUUAUUCAUACGUAUAUUUAUCGCGUAUGCAUACAUGCGUAUCUCACGCGUUUCUACGCAUAUGUCUAUAUAUAUAUAUAUAUAUAUAUACAUAUAUGCGUCUUAUAUAUUACGUGUGCCUAUAUUAUUUAUUACGUUUGAGAUUUUAAAGGGCCAUGGACGUACGAGAAGGGAGGAAAUUUUGUCCGUUGUCCAGAACGUAUCGAGCAUCUUAUUUUAAGCAAAUCGUCCCGAUGAAACGAGAAUUUGUCGUUCCUUUCGAGAGCUCGGCCGCCUACUGUCGGACAAGAGUGUCGAAAUAUCCCUUUGUACAUGAUCCUUUUUUCUAUGCUGAUAACAGACAACGGAGUUCACGGAAAGAACGGAUGAAUCUCGUCAAAGCCGGACGAUAAUUCAAAAAAGAUUAAAUGAACGAUAUUCGUGAAAAGAUUAAAACGUGCACUCGCGCACGCUUUCAAUAAAACGUUCGUCAUUAAAAUUAAGUCGAUCUUACGAGCGCUCCUUAAUUAAUACUUCACAGCUUUCCUUUCAACCGUCUAAUUAUGACAAUCUCGUGGCACGAACGCGAUUAAACGAAUUCGUAACCUUUCGGAGUUUUACUCCUAUUUACAUAGAAACUCGAUUUCUCAUGAACGCUUCAACGACUGUUAACUUCAACUUUUAAUAGUAAAAAGAAGAUUAUGAAGUUAGAUAAGAAGAAUUAUAUCGCAUUGAUGGAAAUUCGAAGGUUAAUUAUUCGUUUUUAAUUAAUAGUCGUAAAGCAUAAUUACCUAUUUAUUCGCUUAUAUUCUCGUUUGCUCGUGGCCCCAUCGUUUAUUAUGAACAUAAUUAUUACCUUUAUUGUAUAGAAAUAAAUCAAAUAUAUAUAAAUGUUUUAAACAAAGAAAAAAGAGAAAAGAAAAAGAGACCUCUGUCCUCUGGCAGGAUAUAAAUUUAUGUUAUCGGCGGGAAUCUAUAUAUUGCAAGUUAUUAUUAUUCUAUUCUUACCAUUAUCAUGAUUAUUAACAUUAUUAAUAUAUUAAUAUAUUAAUAUGUUGUGAAAAUAAAUAUCGUUGGAAACUCGAAGAGCAGGACGAAAGUGCUGUAAACUCGAAAUAUAUUAAAAAAAAAAAAAAGAAAAGAAAAGAGAUGAGUGAACGCGAGGGGAGAGGCAAGGAGAUAGAAAUUAUUAUUACUGAUACAAAUCGAUCACCUUGUAAAUACGAGUUUUAUACAGAGCAUUGUAUUCGUUCACCAAAGAAAGAGGAGCAAAAAAAUUGAGAGAGAGAGAGAGAGAGAGAGAGAGAGAGAGAGAGAGAGAGAGAGAGAGAGAGAGAGAGAGAGAG
Molecule: messenger RNA, 6520 nt
Organism: Vespa velutina
Lineage: Eukaryota; Metazoa; Arthropoda; Insecta; Hymenoptera; Vespidae
Gene: Rdl
Product: gamma-aminobutyric acid receptor subunit beta
Exons: 11
Coding region: 368-1984 (538 amino acids)
Biological process (GO): nervous system process; chloride transmembrane transport; regulation of membrane potential
Cellular component (GO): membrane; synapse; neuron projection
Molecular function (GO): chloride channel activity; extracellular ligand-gated monoatomic ion channel activity; neurotransmitter receptor activity
Source: RefSeq, a predicted model, not a curated record